Messenger RNA from Macrobrachium nipponense, 5586 nucleotides. RefSeq names its product zinc finger protein 83-like. Gene Ontology annotation, biological process: regulation of transcription by RNA polymerase II. The coding region runs from base 1005 to 3047 and encodes 680 amino acids. Lineage: Eukaryota; Metazoa; Arthropoda; Malacostraca; Decapoda; Palaemonidae. Gene Ontology annotation, cellular component: nucleus. The record is from RefSeq and is a predicted model, not a curated record. The transcript has a single exon. Gene Ontology annotation, molecular function: RNA polymerase II cis-regulatory region sequence-specific DNA binding; DNA-binding transcription factor activity, RNA polymerase II-specific.
CUCAAGAAAAAUACCCGCUUCCCACUCCUUUGGCUUGACAGUGCGACAUCUGUCGGGUUCUAAAUUAGUUACUUGCUCAACUGGUUCGGGGUUUCAUAGUCACAGAUUAGUGUUCAUUCUCUGGGUUGGCGGAGGGAACAGACUAUUGUGCACAAUAGUACCGCCAGAACUUAGUAUUAAUACUAAUUACAAUACUACAGUAUAUGUAUAGAGUGCUAUCUUGUAUAGUGUAUGCAUAGUUGGCAUUGAAUAUGUUAGUGUAGGCUAAGCUAAAUUCAAGAUACGUUUUUUUCUGACAAACAACGGGUUAUUUAGAAUGUAACCCCAUUUUAAAUAGGAAAAUACCUUUAUUCUGUAUUCUGGGAUUUUAUGAUUUCUGGCAGUGGCCUGUUCACAGGGUUCCCAGAUUUAAGAGGUUGGACUGUACCAUUCUAACAGGCUUCAAUACUUGCCAGUUUUCUACCAAAGAAUACUUUGUGGAAAAGGGCAAGAGGCUUUAAAAAAUUGCUUUUUCAUUUUCAUAGACAUUACUUCUGUCAUUUUUUUGUUUAAUUGUGUUGUUUUAUCUCAUUUCAGAUGUGACCUUCCAUCAAGAAUAUUAUGAACAUUUCUAGAGAUUUUUGCAAGAAAUUCUGGAUUGAGGGAGAAAGGAGACAGAUACAUUGGUAUACAUUACCAGCUAUUCUUGUCAAGAUUAAUCCUGUUACUAUGUGAAACGUAGAGUCUGCUUUUGUUAUGUAGCACAUCGAAAGCUAUGUUAACUGUACACUUUCCUGAAGUAGAUAAAUUGAAGCGAAUUCUGAAAAAUCUCGUUAGAAAAGAUACUACUGUUCAUAUGACAAAGGAGCCAUAUGUGUGAAAUUUUGGAAAUCAGCUUUGUUGAAAACACCACCUCAGAACUUGAAUUUUAACUCAACACACUGGAGGGAGGAAGUUCAGUUUUCGUGAAUCUGGCAAAGCAUUUUCCAUGAAACAAAUUCUCUUGUAGCAUAUUAAAACAAACCAUGAAAAGAAGCCUUAGAAGUGGGAAAGCUUUUUCUCAGAAAACUCAUCCUAACAGUCAUAUGAGGACUCACACUGGAGAGAAGCCAUUUAAAUGUAAUGACUGUGGGAAAGCAUUUUCUCGGAAAUGGGAUCUUAAGAUUCACAUGAGGACCCACUCUGGGGAGAAGCCAUAUAAAUGUGAUGAAUGUGGGAAAGCAUUUUCUUGUAAUGGUUAUCUUUUACGUCAUAUGAUUGUUCACACUGGAAAGAAGCCAUUUAAAUGUAAUGACUGUGGGAAAGCAUUUUCUCGGAUAUGGGCUCUUAAGACUCACAUGAGGGCUCAUUCUGGGGAGAAGCCAUAUAAAUGUGAUGACUGUGGGAAAGCAUUUUCUUGUAAAGGUUCUCUUUUACGUCAUAUGAUUGUUCACACUGGAAAGAAGCCAUUUAAAUGUAAUGACUGUGGGAAAGCAUUUUCUCAGAAAUGGGAUCUUAAGAUUCACAUGAGGGCUCAUUCUGGGGAGAAGCCAUAUAAAUGUGAUGACUGUGGGAAAGCAUUUUCUUGUAAAGGUCCUCUUUUACAUCAUAUGAUUGUUCACACCAGGGAGAAGUCAUUUAAAUGUAAUGUCUGUGGGAAAGCAUUUUCUCUUAAAGGUCAUCUUGAACGUCAUAUGAUUGUUCACACUGGAGAGAAGCCAUUUAAAUGUAAUGACUGUGGGAAAGCAUUUUCUGAGAAAUGCAAUCUUAAGACUCACAUGAGGACUCACUCUGGGGAGAAGCCAUUUAAAUGUAAUGACUGUGGGAAAGCAUUUUCUCUUAAAGGUCAUCUUGAACGUCAUAUGAGGGUUCACACUGGAGAGAAGCCAUUUAAAUGUAAUGACUGUGGAAAAGCAUUUUUCCAUAAAAGUAGCCUUAACUUUCAUCUGAGGGUUCACACUGGAGAGAAGCCAUUUAAAUGUAAUGUCGGUUGGAAAGCAUUUUCUCAGAAAAAUUCUCUUGAAAGGCAUAUGAGGAUUCACACUGAAGAGAAGCCAUUUAAAUGCAAUGAUUGCAAAUCCCCUGCUGGUGGAGAUAUGAAGACGCAUUCCAUCACUUUAGAGCAGCAAAUGAAAAUUAUCAACCAUCAUGCUUCUGGAAAGGCAGUCCCAGACAUAGCACGUGACGAGCAUCUAUCUCAGUCAACUGUAUCCAAGAUCAUUAAAGACACAAAAUCAAUAAUGUACGCUGUAAAGGCAUCCGAUUCAAUUCAUUCCAUGGUUAUAACAAAGAAGAGAUUAGGGCCUUUGGAAGAAAUGGAGCUGUUACUGGUCAGGUGGAUGGAGGACCAGAUACAAAAAUGCAUGCCACUCAGCCUCUUGACCAUUCAAACAAAGGCGCUCUUGGUUUUCGAGGAACUAAAGAAAAACUACGAUGAUACCCACACCAAAGAUUUUGCAGCAAGUCAUGGCUGGUUUCAGCAUUUCAUAAGCCGUCAUAAUUUUAAUGGUGUGAAAAUUAGUGGCGAAGUGGCAAGUCCUGAUUCCGAAGGAACCGCUAAAUAUAAGGAUGCUUUGCAUGAGAUCAUUGUUGAUGAAGGGUACUUGCCAGAUCAAAUCUUCAAUGUUGAUGAAACAGGACUGUAUUUGAAACUGAUGCCUGAACGGUCACUUGGGAAAAGCUCAGAUUUAGAAAUUAAAGAGGAAAAUAUCAAAGAGCUCAUCGAUGUACAAGAUGAAGAGCUAAUGGCAGAAGAUAUAAUUGAGCUUGCAGAAGAGAGGAAAAAAGCAGAAGGAGAAGAAGAAAUUAAAGAAGAGCCAGGGCAAAAGUUUAUGACAGCGACAAUGGCAAAGGCAUUUGCCCUAAUUGAACAUGGUAUGAAACUGUUUAGUAAAAUGGAUGUGAAUUUGGAACGAUUUGCUGAAGUUGAGAGAGGGCUUCAAGACGUCCUUGCAAAUUACAGAGUCAUUUAUGAAGAACGAAAAAACUUACGGUAUCAGCUACAAAGGAUGUUUUCCAAAAGAAAAUGGCUCCAGUGCCAUCUCCUUCCACCCCAUUUGAGCCUCGACCCUCUACUUCUUGUGAACUAACAUCCGAAGAAAUAACAGCUGAGAAGGACCAAAUUGAUGAACCUGCUGCUUUAUUAUCGCCAUCCUCCUCUUCUGAUAUUGACUAGUUCAAAACAGCCAUCAACAUCCUGACGCCGCUCAAGUAUGCCAAUCACAGACUGAAUCUUGUUGAGUACAGUACAGGUCUGAUUCGUGUCUGUGUUAUGCAAUUUCUCUGUUUGUAUUGUACAGUUUACCACCACUAUUUGAGGACCAACAAUUUGCGGACUCACCUAUUCGUGGACUUUUAUGUGGGCCAUAUACGUAUACUCAUUAUUUGCGAUAUUUUUCACUGAGAAAUAUUCACAUUGCUGUAUUUUCAUAUAAUUUUCUUGACUAAAUGCACAUUUAUGAUAAGACUUAAAAAAACUCGGGUAGUAUAAGCAUUAUAAGCAUUUUUAGAGGGCCUUUUUAUGUUAUAACUAUCAAAAUAGGCAAUUCUAAGCAUUAGUAGAAGGGUUUUAAGUACUCACACAUUUUGGCUAUUUGCUUUAGGGGGGGGGGUCUGGUAUCCCCCAAUCCCCACAAAUAGGAGAGUCUACUGUGUAUCAUAAGUCGGUCUGCAUUGACCUUCCAGAAUUAGCUGAUGUAUUAAUAAUUAAAAAUAAAAAGAAUUAACAGUACUACAGUCAAACCUUGACAUACGAGCAACCCACCAUACAAGUUUUCUGGGUAAUUUUUAGCUUUAAGGUGCGAGCUGAGAUCCAAGCUGUGUGGCUCUUUUAAAAAAUAUUGAUAACGUCUAAAUUAUGCUGCCAGGUUAGGUGGCUUGUAGAACGACAUGCUAUUAGUUGAAACGUUUGUGUACAUACUAUCACUAGUGAGAGAGAGAGAGAUUUUUAUGCAAUGUAAUUUGUAAGGCAAUCUCCCUUCACCUAUGAAGGAAAAAGUGAGAAAACCUGUUUAGGUUCAUUACCAGGUCAACCUUGAAAACCCAGUUUGUCUCCCCAGGCCAAUAUAAGUUGUCUAAUGUUAAGAUUGAGCUUAAUAAACAAGUUUAUUUCGUUACAUUCCCUUUUAUUAUGUAUUAUUUUCUCAUACAUUUUUUAUUAAUAAGGCGCAUUUUUCUUAUUUGAAAGCAGAAAAUAAAUACAUAUUUGUGCUUUUUGGGAACUGGAAUGGAUUAAUAGCAUUUUCAUUCAUUGUAAUGUUGACAUUCGAUUUGAUCUACAAGCAAAUUGAGCUAUGAGUUCAGUCAUAAUGAAAUUAAACUCGUAGGUCAAGGUAUCACUGAGCUGUACAGUACAGCACUGUAUAUGUAUAGAGUAAUAUAUUGUAUAGUGUUGACUAGGCUUCUAUAUAUGUAUAGAUUAUACUGUAUAGUGUAAUCUAGGCCGCCUCCAACUUAUGAUAUUUUCAACUAAUGAUGGGUCCAUUGUAAUGCAUUCCCAUCGUAACUUGGGGACUACCUUAUACUCAUCUAUAUACUGUAUACAGUUAUCCCCCAUGUUUGCAGGGGUUGAUAGGGACCACAACCACCCAAGAAUAACAAAAAUGUAAUAUAGACAUGAAAAUAUUUGCGGGCUUUGUAUCAGCCCUCCCCCCCACCAUGAAUAGCUAGAACCCACAGAUAAUUGGAACCCCACUCUAAAAAUGCUCAAAAUUGCCUGUCUUGAAACACCAAAGUAUCGCUAAAAACUCCAUUGUCCAUCAAAUAUACAUUAGAAUAUCAUCCUAUUGCUGUACAUAUUAAUCUCUGAAAUACAGGCAGUCCCUGGCUUACGACGGUUUCCGCUUACGACGUUCCGAGGUUACAACGCUUUUAAAUUAUAUUCAUCAUAAACUAUUUCCAGGUUUAUGACACAUGUUCCAGGGUUACAAUGCUUACAACGCCGACCUGACGGAAGAAAUAUGACUCCAAAAAUGCAAAAUAAUCAAUAUUUGAAGGGUUUUUUAAUGAAAAAUACAAUAAGAAAUGCAGUUUACACAGUUUUUAAUACACCCAAAGCAUUAGAAGUAAGGUUUUCCUAGGAUGUUUUUUUAAUAACUCAAACACCAAAUACAGGCAGUCCCACGUUAUUGGCGGGGGUUCCGUUCCCAGGAGUGUGCCAAUAAGCGAAAACCGCCAUUAACCGAAACCCUGCAAUUUAUGGUGCCAUAAUUUCACUUUUGGCUCCGAUAACCAUUUAUUGGUGCCAUAAGCAUCCUUAUCCGUAAGCAUUCUUAUGGCACCGGUAACCGGAACUCAGCCUGUUUUGGCGCCAUAAAUUUCCGAUUUUAUGACACUAGACAAGCCCCAUAAAACUGGAUCGCCAUUAACCAAGACUGCCAAUAACCGGGGCCUGCUGUAUACCUUAAACUAUCAUCCUAAAACAUUAAUAUUUCAAGUAAACUUACAUCAUUGAAAAUACUUAAUACCCUAGUGACAGUACGUACACAGAGCAUCCAAGCUAAAAGCCAAUCAGCAACUAGGGAAGCUGGUACCCUUCUACUUCCAACCCUUCCAGCCAAGUGUGUCAUCAUGGAGAGAGAAGAGUCAAAUACCUAGUCAUAGAGCUUCAGCAGGCUGGCUCUCUCUCUC